AUUCAAAAUGCAAAUUAGGGUUCCAGCGCCUACCCUCCGUUCCACCCCCUCCUCCUCUACACAAUCUCAAUUCAACCAUGAGGCCACUAGACGAGUCAGAAACAACACAAGUCUUCGAAAAGCUCUUCAAAUUCACGGGCAACAACCUCAAAAACAUCGUCGAAUCACCCUCCCACGAAGGCCCAGACCAAACCCCAGGCCGCUACUGCUUCCGCCUCCACAAAAACAGAGUCUACUACGUCUCCGAAUCACUAGUCAAACGAGCCACAAACAUCAAGCGAGACAACCUCGUAGCCCUCGGCACCAACAUCGGCAAGUUCACUAAAUCCGGCAAGUUUCAUCUGACCAUUCAGGCCUUGAAUUUAUUGGCUGCUAAUGCGAAACAUAAAGUGUGGCUUAAGCCCACGUCAGAGAUGUCGUUUUUGUAUGGGAAUGAUGUGAUUAAAGGUGGGUUAGGGAGGAUUACGGAUAAUAUUAAUGCGUAUGAUGGGGUUGUGGUGUUUUCGAUGUCGGAUGUGCCGCUUGGGUUUGGGAUUGCGGCGAAGUCGACGCAGGAUUGUCGGAAGAUGGACCCGAAUGGGCUUGUGGUUAUUCGGCAGGCGGAUACUGGCGAGUAUUUGAGGAGCCAGGAGGAUAUUUGAAGAGAUGUGUUGGGUAAGUGCAACUGAUGUUUUGAAGUUUUGUUAGUUGUGGUUUUGGUAUUGUAUGAGUUUUGGUUUAGCUAAUGUUUUGUUAAGUGUUAUGGAUUAUGAAUUUAUGAUAUGAUAUGCAAAGGAAAUUGAUGAAGUGUAUUAUGAAUUUAACACUAGCUACAUUGCUACAACAUCAAAUGUGUUAUA
Molecule: messenger RNA, 839 nt
Organism: Helianthus annuus (common sunflower)
Lineage: Eukaryota; Viridiplantae; Streptophyta; Magnoliopsida; Asterales; Asteraceae
Product: 60S ribosome subunit biogenesis protein NIP7 homolog
Exons: 1
Coding region: 78-641 (187 amino acids)
Biological process (GO): ribosomal large subunit biogenesis; ribosome assembly
Cellular component (GO): preribosome, large subunit precursor; nucleolus; nucleus
Molecular function (GO): RNA binding
Source: RefSeq, a predicted model, not a curated record